AAGGAAGGAGAGAAGUGGUGGUCGUGGUAGGCCCGCGAGGGUCCAUCCGGCCCAGCAGCCUUGGCUAACCCUACCCACUACCCACCACCUACCUACCCUACCUACCCCAGUCUCCAGCCCUACAGACCGACGACUUCCUGUCUCCUCCUCCCGGCGGCCACCUCCGUCCAUCGCUCUCCCCCCCUCUCUCCGCCGCCGCCGCCGGGCCUCUGAAUCCCCUUGCUCCUCCUUCCGAGGAGGCAGCACAUCAGCAUCAGCGGCGUGAUCUGAUCCGGUCUGCUAGACUGAUCGCUCAUUCACUCCAUUGAUGACGCUCUCUGCUUCCCCGCACUCCCCGCCGCCGUCCACCUCCCGCCCCCCGCUCCUCUCCUGGCCCAGCUAGCCAGCCGGCGCGAGCGAGCCCUCCAUCCACCACCGUCCAGCUAGCCAGGCUCCUCCGAGGCCGGCAAUGGCGGCGCCCAGGCCCAAGUCCCCGCUCGACCCCUGCGGCCGCCGCCGGCUGCAGCUCGCCGUCGACGCGCUCCACCGCCAGAUCAGCUUCCUCGAGGGGGAGAUCAGUUCCAUUGAAGGGCUCCAUGCUGCCUCCAUAUGCUGCAAAGAGGUCGAUGAGUUCAUAGGAAAGAAUGCCGAUCCAUUCAUAACGAUUUCAUCUGAGAAGGGGAACGCCGAUCAAUCUCAUCGCUCCCCAAAGAAGAUUCGAACCCGGUGGGCGUGUUUGAGCUGCUUCCCGUGGAUCUGCGGCGGCGGGUGCUCUGCCGUCCAGCUCAAGGGGCCGAGCUGCUGCUGCGGAUGCCCCCGCUGCUGCGCGGGGAGCGGGGGCUGCGGCGGCGGCGGGCCCUCGUGUGGCUGCUCGUGCUCCUGCGCCGGCUGCUCCUCCUCUUGCGCGUGCCCUGCCUGUGCCGGCUGCGGCCCCGCGUGCUGCGGCGGUGUCCCUCGCCCUCGCUGCUGCCUGUGUUCAUGAGGCGCCGUAUUGAGAUUUUUCUUCUUCUUCUUCGUUCUUGCUGUGUGCGUUGUGCGUUGCCUGUAGGCUCAGGCUCGGCUGGUGUUUUUGACGGGCAUGACGAUGAUGAUGUAUUUCUGGCUCAGUUGGCGCUGUGGAUUUGCCUGGUUUUACUUGCCGCAGAGAA
This is a messenger RNA of Triticum aestivum (bread wheat), 1127 nucleotides long. Its product is annotated as guanine nucleotide-binding protein subunit gamma 3. The coding region runs from base 449 to 961 and encodes 170 amino acids. NCBI's taxonomy places the organism in Eukaryota, Viridiplantae, Streptophyta, Magnoliopsida, Poales, Poaceae. The transcript has 5 exons. The record is from RefSeq and is a predicted model, not a curated record.